This is a messenger RNA of Trypanosoma theileri, 1755 nucleotides long. RefSeq names its product phosphotransferase. The transcript has a single exon. Gene Ontology annotation, biological process: exonucleolytic trimming to generate mature 3'-end of 5.8S rRNA from tricistronic rRNA transcript (SSU-rRNA, 5.8S rRNA, LSU-rRNA). Bases 1 to 1755 code for a protein of 584 amino acids. The record is from RefSeq and is a predicted model, not a curated record. Gene Ontology annotation, molecular function: transferase activity; nucleic acid binding; 3'-5'-RNA exonuclease activity. Lineage: Eukaryota; Euglenozoa; Kinetoplastea; Trypanosomatida; Trypanosomatidae.
AUGAGAGGCCGUGGUGGCUUUAGUAGAAUGAUGCCAGUGUGUAAUGACAACACUGUGGCUUCUUCGUAUGAUGCCGAGCUCGCAUCCACAUUAGUGCAAAAACAACACAAACAACAUUAUCAUCAUCUGCAAAGGCCGAAACACACAGAAAGGGGAGAACCAAUGUAUGAUGGAUAUGUAGUGUUGGACUUUGAGGCGACAUGUGAGGGUGGGCAGCGUAUUGCUGAUCCGGAGAUCAUUGAAUUCCCAAUGAUUCUCAUAGAUGCCCGUACUGGAUGUGUGUUAGCUGAGUUCCAACGCUAUGUGCGUCCUGUACUUCAUCCAACGUUAUCUACAUUCUGCACAGAACUCACUGGUAUUACCCAGUCGGUUGUGGAUGCUGCAGAGACAUUCCCUGCUGUGUGGAAGGCGGCGCUGGAUUUUCUUCACCGUGCGGGAUAUGGUGGGGCCCCACCACUGCGUAGUUAUCUCUUCGUUACGUGUGGAGAUUGGGAUCUGCAGACAAUGCUGCCGAGGCAGUUGGAGAUUACAGCGAGAUAUCAUGAUGAACACACAUCAUCUACUCCUGUGACCCCUCCUGCAACGUUUAAACGUUGGUGUAAUAUUAAGAAACUCAUGCGGAGUCAUUGUGGUUUUUUGCAUGCACAACGUCGAAUCAGUGAUUUACCCGAUAUGAUGGCUGUGUUGGGUCUUCACAUGAAAGGGAGACACCACAGUGGGAUUGAUGAUUGUAGAAAUAUCGUCUCUGUCCUGCAGCGGCUUAUGUGUGAUGGCUGUUGUAUAGCACCAACCACAGAUCACAGUGGAUUGCAACAGUGGAUGGGUUCUCUUUCAAAUGUAUCGGCACCAAUAACAUCCCUCGUCUCCGAUAAAGAACCAUCAUCAUCAUCAUUGUUAUUAUUAUCAUCCGAACAGCAACAGCAACAACAACAAGAAGAAAAAGAAAAAGAAAAAAGAGAAGAGAUGGUAGCCGAUACCAAACGUACGUCAGAGGAGGAAAAAGAUGUGAAAGAGAGGAAACGACAAAAAGAUAGAUUACAAUCAAAGCCGCUGGUAAAAGAACGGAUGCAUGUUAACAUUUUAACAGAUGUGGAUCCACUACCCACACUACUGCAAGGUUGUACAUUAUCAGAGUCUGAGAAGAUCACAUACUCAAAGGCCCUUUCACGCAUUCUCCGUCAUGCUGCCGAUAGUAUGGGAAUCCCUAUUUCUAAUGAAGGAUAUGUACGUGUAGAGGACUUAAUAAAGAAGAAGCCAUUUUGCAAUAACCCUCAAGCUGUUAAACAUAUUGCUUUUGUGGUGCAUACCAAUGAGAAGCAGCGUUUUAAAAUGGCAUAUGAUGAAGAUCAUCAUCUUUAUAUUCGUGCAAAUCAGGGACAUAGUAUGGAUGGUAUUAACCCAGAGUUGCAACGCAUUACCUCCAGCGUUGCAUUGCCAGAUACUAUUGUUCACGGAACAUAUCAUAACGCGUGGAAAGAGAUUCGUGCCUGUGGGUAUCUAUCUACUAUGAGUCGUCAACACAUUCACUUCGCCAAGGGUCUUUCCAAGAGUGAUGGUGUGAUAAGUGGUAUGCGGGGCAAUGUGCAGGUGUUGUUGUAUCUGGAUGUGGACAAACUUCUUGCAGAUGGGAUUGAGUUGUGGGAAAGUGCAAAUGGUGUUGUUUUAACGCCUGGUGUGGGACAGACGAAACGGCUGCCGCUUGUAUACAUUGCUCGCGUCGUUGACAGAGAGACAGGUGAAAAUCUUCCGUUUUGA